AUGCCUGCGCGCACUCGACAAGCUCCCUCCGCGGGGACAGAGGUUGCAGAGGCCGAAGAAACAUCGGACGGCCUUCGCAGUCUCAAAUUCAAUCAACCUCUAUCAUGGCGCGUGGGAAGAUCGGCUAUCCCCACCGCCGACUUGCUUCAACGGCUGCAGACCCUUGCGCAUGAGCUCCGGAAGCUGGAACAGGAAGAAGUCAAUAAGGAUUCUCUCAGGAAGGUCUCCCAAGAAUUGGCCAGUGGCCAUUUACUAGCGCACAAGGACAACGGAGUAAGGGCUUGGACGACAUGUUGUAUCGUCGACGUCCUGCGACUCUGCGCUCCCGACGCGCCUUUCACGGGCAAUCAACUUAAAGAUAUCUUUACAUGUAUCAUCACGUCGAUCAUCCCUGCCCUGGCGGACCCGUCUAGUGCCUACAACGCCCAGCAUUGCUAUGUCGUGAACUCGCUCGCAGAAGUAAAGAGUAUCGUGCUCAUGACCGACCUCGACCAUCCAGACUCCUUGAUUAUUCCCCUCUUCACCAGCUGCUUUGACAUUGUUUCCGGUUCCGCUAAGAACUCCACGGGAGAGCCUGUGGCCAAGAACGUGGAAUUUGACAUGACCCGCUUGCUCGUUACCGUCAUCGACGAGUCUCCCGUUCUCGCACCUGAUGUGGUGGAUAUUAUUGUCGCGCAAUUCCUACGGGUUGAUCCCCGGGCCCUGGAGCCUCCAAGCAAGAAGGGGAAAAGGACCGAACCCGUCCAUGAUUCUAAGCAGGGCACGCUUCUGCUGAAGGACUAUCCACCCGCUUAUAACAUGGCCAAGGCUAUUUGCCAAGCAUGCCCGGAAAGGAUGACAAGCCACAUCAGUCAAUAUUUCAACAAUGUUAUUAUUGAUGCAUCCGCGCCCCAGUCGCGGACUAGCGGUCCUUCAAAGAGCACGCAUAAGAGAACAACUCUCGACGAUUCCGACGAAGAGGGAGAGGAUAUCAAAGAGCUGAAUAAAGCCCACCGUCUGAUUCGAGAACUUUGGAGAGCAUGUUCCGAAGUCCUGCAGAAUGUGGUCCCACAGCUCGAGGCCGAACUGUCCGCAGAAUCGGUACCCUUACGUCUCCUGGCCACUCAGACUAUCGGUAACCUCGCUGCCGGAAUCGGUGUCGCUGGACCUCCCCCUCCCCCUCCCAUGGAUCCUGCGAGGUAUCCGCCAGCGACUCUGAUAGACUACGACUUGACGGUUCCCCAGCCAAGCGCCCUUCUUACACCAUUGUCUCCCAAGCCCUUUUCGCAGGUCCACUCUUCCGCUUACGAAAAUUUCUUAAGUCGGCGGCUCGAUAAGUCCGCCUCGGUGCGGGCAGCCUGGGUAACCGUUGCGGGCCGGAUAUUACUGACAUCAGCCGGAGGUUCAGGUUUAAGUGAGAAUGAGGAGCAAUCACUCCUUCAGGACAUUGCAGCCCUACUUCGUGACGCUGAUGAGAAGGUUCGAGUGGCAGCCGUUGAUGCAGUGGGCAGAUUUGGCUUCUCUGCUAUUGUCAACAAACUUGCUGUCAACGGAGGACUAUCGUCUCCGGAUUCCACGUUGUCAAUUCUCGCAGAACGAGUGAAAGAUCGGAAGCCACAGGUGCGGGAGCAUGCGAUGAAGGUUUUGGCCCAGAUGUGGGCUGUUGCUGCGGGCGAGAUUGAGCAGCGCAACGAACAGGUAGUGCCUCUGCUUCAUGACGCACCGUCGAGGAUCCUUGACGCUUAUUAUACAAACGAUAUGGAUAUACACGUGUUGAUCGAUCGCGUGCUCUUUGAGAUUCUCCUCCCCCUUAACUAUCCUCCAGUCAAACAGAAGUCGUCCAAAGGAAAGUCGCCUCAGAAGCAAAAAGAUGGUCAAAAUUCUGAUGGCGAUGGCGAAAUAGACGUCGACAGAAUACGUGUUCGUCGUAUAUUGACCCUUCUUGCGAGCUUGGACGAUAAAGCCAAGAAGGUAUUCUUCGCGAUGCAGGCUAGGCAGUUGUCUAUGAGGACAAUCGUGACGCUCUACUUGCAGCACUGCGAGGAAUAUAAUGGAGGUGUAAUGGACGAAGACGAAAGCCGUAUCAAAUCUGAACUGGGCAGCGUAAUCAACUCGUUGGCAAAGUUAUACCCUGACCCGUCUCGUGCCUCAGCGGAUCUAUGGAAAUUUGCCAAAGUCCACGAUCGUCGAAACUACCAGCUUAUUCGGUUUGCCAUGGCCGCAGGCAGUGAUUACCGAACUGUUACGAAGGCCAUCAGGGAGUUCACAAGAAGGGUGCAGAGCGUGAAUAAUACUCACUUAUUGGAAACGCUCACUCCGCUUUUGUAUCGCUGCAGCUCGCUUGUCUUCAACAGGAGUCAUAUCCCAGCCAUAAUAGGCAUCUCGAGGACAGACGAAAAUGGAUUGGCUAAUCCCGCUCACGAAAUGUUGAAAGAGAUUUCUACUCGUAACCCUGAAGUCCUGGAGGCACAGGUACAGGAGAUGUGUAAAGACUUGGAGGCGCAAGCCCCAAACGCCUCUGCUCCUGCUGCAUCAACUGACGACGCAGGUACCGAAGAGAUCCUGAAGGCAUGCUCCGGUUUUGCCAAAAGGCUUCCGUCGAAGCUUCCCAAAGAGCGUAAAUUUUUACAGGCUCUCACAAGCUAUGCUCUUUACAGUCCAUCGCCCCGUGCUGCCAAGCACGCUGUCUCUAUUCUCAUGGUCGCCGCUGAUAGAAAAGAGAUGUAUGCGAAAGACUUGGUACACAAGUGUGUUAAAGACUGGACGUAUGGCUCAGGCUACUUUUUGACGAGAUUGGCUACUUUGUCUCAGCUGAAUUUCCUUGCCCCCAGGGAGGCAGAUGAGGCGAGUGACGCGAUCAUAUCUAUCGCAGUGAACCAGAUCCUUCUCACAAAUCGCUCCCCGCAGCCCAACUCCGGGUAUGCGUGGUCUGACGUUGCUGACGACGAGACCGCUGCAAAGGAAUGGGCUCUUAAGAUUAUCGUCAAUCGUCUGCGUGCGAAAGAAGGUUCGGAUAACGAUGAUGACUUCCGUGCACAUGCAAGCCCUGUUUAUAGCACCUUGAUCAAGCUCAUUACUGGUGACGGAGAGCUGUCCAAGAAGAAGGAUACCCCAGCGACUCAGAAGUCGCGGCUGCGUCUUCUUGCUUCUCGAUUGUUGCUAAAAUUGUGCGCAUCUGACAGCCUAUGCGAUGGACUGCUUACGCCUCGCGAUUUCAAUUCAGUUGCACUUGUGGCUCAAGAUCCUCUACUCCCGGUGAGAAGCGGAUUUAUCAACCAACUCAUGAAGAAACUUGUGGUACCCAAUACUUAUUUAAGCCACCGGUGGUAUACAAUCGCGUUCCUCCUGGCUUUCGAGCCUAAUGCAAAGCUGAAGAAUAGUGCCUCCACAUGGCUACGUGCCCGAGCGACAUUCUUCUCUCAACAGUCUCAAGCCAGUGGCCGGAAGGGUGAGCAGCAGACAGUUAUGGAGUCGAUAUUCUGCCGUCUUCUAUCCCUUCUUGCUUACCAUCCAGACUACCCCUCUGAUGACUUGGACGAGAAAACCAAGACUGGAGACCUGGCUGAUUUCGCGAGGUAUAUUCUCUUUUACCUAUCUGCUGUAGCAAAUGAGCAAAAUCUGUCCCUCAUCUUCCAUGUCGCACAACGUGUAAAACAAACUCGAGAUGGCAUCACUGAUUCAGAUGAGAUCACUACUCAUCUUCAUACGCUUUCCGACUUGGCACAAGGGACUAUCCGCCGCUUUGCCGACAUCUACUCCCAGCAGCACAAAUUUGGAGGAGGGACUUCGGGUGGCACUAAUAUCCUCCAGACAUACCCGGGGAAAGUAGGAGUACCCAGCUCCAUUUUCGCGUCCAUGCGCAGCCAUCGUGAGGCGCAGGAGGUAGCCCAGAAGAACUUCCUUCCCGACGAAGUGGAUGACCUGCUAGAUGGAAUCGUACGGUCCGCAAUGAGACCCCCCAAGAGCACAAGUCAAAUCGGUCAGAGUGGUCAGACGAAGAAGAGGAAGCCAGAGACUGGCGGUCUAAACGGUGCUGCCUCGACUAGCAUGGCUAAGAAAGCAAGAAGAGACAAAGAGAAGACGACAACGUUGACGACGCGUCCCAGAAAGUCUUCUUCCGCUACUGCUGGACGCAGCAGGAAUAAGAAGAGAAGGAAGGGUGACGAGGAUGACUGGUCUUCGGAUGAGGAGGGCGCUGGAGGUGCGCCCACCACCAUUACCACUACCACUACUGCGCGAAGACGUAGUAGCAGAGGCACAAGCAAGAAGGAGGUCAGCUAUGUAGACCGGGACAGUGAUGAGGACGACAUGGAAAUGGAGGAAUGGGACCAGGGGAAUAAUGCAGAAGAAGAUGAUGGUGAUGUUAAUGGUGACGAGGAAGAGGAAGAGGAGCAAGGAGAUGAACCAGAAGAAAAAGAGCAAGAAGCUUACUCUGAUGCUCAAGAACCGCAAGAAGAAACCAAGGGCCGCAAACAAAAGCGAAAAACGAGACGAUGAAGCUAGAGACAGACGAAAACCAGGACCGAAAGGAACAGCAGAAGCUCUUACUACGGAGUAGUAGAUAUCCAGCUACGAAAUCGAAGUUCAACAUUUCCUGAAUCAAAAAGGUCGCCAAAAAAGAAAGGUCACCAUUGACCGGCUGCCUCGAGAGGAUUUCUAUCCCUCUGUAUGGAGCACAGAGUACACGAUAUUGAAUUGACAGAAACUGUCACCAAUGCACGGGGAAAGGGGAAAUGAAUUCCUUGUUCAUUGUAUUUGUCCCAUACUCAAUCUAUCCCAUUUGUAUUCAUGUUUAUUAUAUUACUCUUCUUUCAUAGACAUGUUGCUUCUAUCUUCUGCUUCCAUGUCCAUGGUGCUGUUUAAAAAUGUAUACCCAUGUCCAUUCAUUAUUCAUAUCCAUUUCAUGCUUGUAUCUUGUCAUCUAAGUUGAAGAAGCCGUAUUCGUUUCUCUCUCCAUUCUAGGC
This is a messenger RNA of Monascus purpureus, 4943 nucleotides long. NCBI's taxonomy places the organism in Eukaryota, Fungi, Ascomycota, Eurotiomycetes, Eurotiales, Aspergillaceae. The record is from the annotation of a GenBank genome assembly.